Molecule: messenger RNA, 1332 nt
Organism: Xiphias gladius (swordfish)
Lineage: Eukaryota; Metazoa; Chordata; Actinopteri; Istiophoriformes; Xiphiidae
Gene: polr3g
Product: polymerase (RNA) III (DNA directed) polypeptide G
Exons: 8
Coding region: 331-978 (215 amino acids)
Biological process (GO): transcription by RNA polymerase III
Cellular component (GO): RNA polymerase III complex
Source: RefSeq, a predicted model, not a curated record
GCAGGGGCGGGGCGAGUUAAAGCCACAUUUCCACAUGCUGAGUGUAGUGUGAGAAUACGUUUCCACGACGGUGUUAGCAAAGCAGUACCAGUCUUACUAAGAGUUAGCUGUAAAUUUAGUGAUUUCAGGAGUUAGUUUACGUGCCGAACAACAGAUAAAACUGGGUAGCUGCAUGUUAAUGACAAGUAAACUCGAAAAGUGAAAACAUGGAGUAAAGUAAAGGCUAAAAGCCGCUGAAUAGCCCUGAAGUACAUAGACUCUUAGGAUUUUACGUCUCCACAUUAGGAGCAAUUUACUAACAGUCCCCUAGUACAGAGGAGGCUUGCAGCCAUGGCAGGCAAGGGUCGUGGAGUCGCUGCCUUUACCUUCAACAUUGAGGCUCUGGGCAUCGGCAGGGGCAGCAUGCCAGAAGCCAGGGUGGGGCCCAGCCCGAUGUUUCCAACCACAGACUUUAAACCAGUUCCACUGAAAGCUGGUGAGGAUGAGGACUACAUGUUGGCCUUGAAACAGGAGAUGAGGGGAACAAUGCAACGGCUGCCACAUAACAUAAAGCCUCAAUCCAAUAAAACAGAAGUGGAGAGAUACACGGAACGAUACCUAAAGCAAAGCCAGAUGGAGGAUGAGGAAUGGACUCCAGACUGGAACCUUUUCCCAAAAGAAUUGAUGCCCCAAAAGAAAAAAACGCGUGCUAAAGCAGGCGCAAAGAAGAAAACAGUGAAGAUUCCAUGCAAAGACACACAGGAUAUGCUGAGUAAAUUAGAUGAACUGGCAAAAAAAGACGAUGGGAACCCUGAAAAAUCAGAUGAUGAGACUGAAAAGAAAAAAGGGAAUGAGGAUGAAGAGCAAGAAAUUGAAGAGGAAGAAUAUGAUGAAGAGGAUAUUGAAGAGGAUAACGACUACAUAGAAAGCUAUUUUGACAAUGGCGAAGAUUUUGCUGCAGACAGUGAUGACAAUAUGGAUGGUGAAGCAACAUACUGAAACAGCAUGACUCAACCAUACAAACUCAAGCAAGCGUACACGGUUGUUGAAGUAAACAAUCAUUAUGUGAUUGUUUCUAUUCGUUAAAUAUUGUAGAUACGUUGGAAAUACUCUUCAACAGAGUGAUAUUUUUUGAGAGAGGAGCUUUCCUUAAUGAUUUAUGUAAAUAAAUGCCAAACUAUGUGCACACUGACAAUAAUUUAUUCAAAAUAGAUGUAUUUAUUCUCCAGCCUGUAGCACAUUUCCACAGGUUGAAAGGCACAUACUGUCAACAACACAAAACGCUUUGUCAUAAAAUACCAAGUGAACACGGUGACAAAAUAAAAGGGCUAUAUAACAAAGUCUAAAAUUUCA